Messenger RNA from Peronospora belbahrii, 1131 nucleotides. The record is from the annotation of a GenBank genome assembly. Lineage: Eukaryota; Oomycota; Peronosporomycetes; Peronosporales; Peronosporaceae.
AUGUUUGGAGGAGACAACGCGUUGCCCUUUUCGCGCCAUUCCGACGUGUUGCAUGGGAUCGUACCUACGGAUUCCAACGAGCUGGAACAUCUUGUACAGGAGCUCAAGCGUCGAGGUAAUGCCGCAUUCCAACAGAAUGCAUUGGAAGAGGCUGAGGUACUUUACUCACGGGCCAUUACCGUGAACGAGCGUGAUCCGUUGCACUGUCAGCAUAUCUUUUAUGCUAAUCGUUCAGCUACACGCUGCUCGAUGGGGAAAGCAGAACAGGCACUAGAGGAUGCAAAAGCUUGUGUGGCACUGGAUGCUACCUAUGCAAAGGGAUUCUUUCGCAUGGCACAGGCACUUGUCAAACUCGGCCGCUUUAACGAAGCGCUGACUGUUUUAGACAGUGCCAAGGCUCUUGAGCCUAGCAACAAGUCGGUCAUGACGUUGUAUACAAAUGUGCAGGAGAUGGCCAAGAACCAGAAAGAAGCGCCAGCCACCUUGGCUCCCAAGAAGGUAGUGACACUUAUGGACGAGGAAGCCGAAAUAUCUGGUCACGUUCGCGGUUACAAGAAACUAGCGGACGGACGCGUCACUACUUUCUUUAACAAUGAACUUACGGAGGAGGCGAAGCAACUUAUUGGUGACAUUGCUCCCAAAAAGGUAGAGGACCCCAAUAAGGUGCAAAUCAAAAGUGUCGACGGUGGGUCGGCCUGGAACCAGGGUAACACAUUUGAGGAGAAGGAUAUGACGGUAUGGGCCAAGAACAAGUUGGAGAAGGUUCUGUCGGGAAUAUCGGCUCCAUUGGGCACGGGUGAAGGUGUUGUGACAUCGCUAGAGGUAUCAAACCUCGAGGGUGACGCAUCCAUUGCCGUAGUGCGUGGCGCAAAACGUUACAUUUUUGAUUUUGCGCUCACACUAGCUUGCACGUUGAAACAAGGAGAUAAUGAGGUGACGGGUGACCUGAAGUUUCUCGAUUUGAGCUCGGACUGUGGCGGUGACUAUGACGUUGAGGCUAUCGUUCCUAGUCGUUAUCAGUUAGAGGGAGGCAAAGCAUUGCAUGCAGCACUCAACUCGCCGUCGUCACCAUUCCGCAAGGCACUUGCUGCACAAUUAGCUUCGUUCGUCCAGGAAUAUCACACAUUCUGA